AUGUCAGCCCUUGAAGAGGUAGUCCUGUCAUGCAGUGGUACAGAAUCAAUAGAAAACAACACUUUCAAAGCUCUGAGCACCUUGAAAUCCCUGGAACUCUACAAAAACCAGCUAAAGCAAAUACCCAUCUUCCUCCCGUCUGGCCUUGAAAUUUUAAAACUCGCCGAUAAUUCCAUCAAUACUUUGCAUGCGACUGACUUUGAAGGUUUGGUAAAACUAAGAGUUCUUGAUAUCAGGAACAACUUGAUUGCAACUCUGCCUUCAAGUGCAUUUUCUUCCCUUUUCAAUUUACAGAGUCUCAUUCUAGAUGGCAACAACAUGGAAUCUGUGUCUGCACCACUUAAGCUUCCAAGGCUGAAAUAUCUAAGCAUGGCUGACAAUAAACUAAACUCUCUCCCAACCAGCUUCUUUACAUCUUUCAAAAAUCUACAGUUUCUCAGUUUAAGUGGAAACUUUCUGACAAAAGUGCCCCUUGACUUACCUAAAUCCUUGCUGUCACUGAAACUAGAGAAAAACCAACUCAAAACAGUACGACUUCAAGACAUGAAACAUCUAGAAAACUUGUCUGAGUUCUUCCUUUCAGAAAAUCAGUUGACAUCAAUAGAUGGUGCCCAUCUCCUUCCUAAUUUAACAUCAUUGGAGAUCUCUAAGAACCAGCUCCAGGCUCUGCCACUCAGGCUGCCAGGCAGACUGCAGAAACUUGACUGCAGCAAUAACCUGAUUCAGAGGGUGACAGCGCAAGAAUUCCAAGGACUACAGGACCUGAAACACUUGUUUCUUGACAACAACGCUGUCAGCAUGUUUGAGGCAGGAGCCCUUCAGCAGUGCGCGCAGCUUUCUAACCUAGCACUGGAACAGAAUCUCCUUAUUUCUAUCCCACUGAGGCAAGUGAUUCUGAGAACAGCUGAUUCACAGACAUCAUUUCUCCAUCCUUAG
Molecule: messenger RNA, 936 nt
Organism: Phasianus colchicus (ring-necked pheasant)
Lineage: Eukaryota; Metazoa; Chordata; Aves; Galliformes; Phasianidae
Product: nephrocan-like
Molecular function (GO): protein binding
Source: RefSeq, a predicted model, not a curated record